CCCAAUCCAAGCAUCCAUUCCUGAAUUCCUCCCUGGCCAGCGGCGCCGCCACCGCCAUGAACCGCGUUCACAGCGAGGCUGCCGCUGCUGCGAAGGAGCAGCGCAAGAACGACAAGAGGGAGAAGAGGAAGAAGCACAAGGAUGCCAAGGAGGAUGACUGCGGCGCCUCGAUGGCCGAGGAAGAAGCACCCAAAGAGAAGAAGCAGAAGCAGAAGCAGAGGAAGGAUAAGGACGAGCGGGAGGAGAAGAAAAAGCUGAAGCCGACGGUUAGCAUAGCCGUUGCCGGCUCCAUCAUUGACAACGCCCAGUCCCUCGAGCUCGCCACCCUCCUGGCUGGUCAGAUCGCUCGCGCCGCCACCGUCUUUCGCAUAGACGAGGUCGUCGUCUUUGACAGUACUCCCGCGGCGGAGAACGGCAGCGCCGGUGAUGGUGAAGAGAGCGGCGCGCGGUUCCUUGUUCGGAUUUUGGAGUAUCUGGAAACUCCACAGUACCUCCGCCGCCGCCUCUUUCCGAUGCACAAGAACCUGAAGUUUGUGGGACUGCUUCCACCGCUCGAUGCACCACACCAUGUGCGCAAGCACGAAUGGUCCGAGUUUCGUGAAGGUGUAACAUUGGAAAGUGAUCCCUCAAAGGGGACUCUUGUUGAUGUCGGAUUAAGUAAGAAUGUUCUGGUUGAACAAAAACUAGAACCAGGCAAAAGAGUUACUGUAGCCAUGGGAACAAACCGUGACCUAACGACAGCUUGCAUAAGGAAAGUCGUCCCCCCUUCGACACCCAGGGAACAGAUGGGAUCUUAUUGGGGCUACAAAGUCCGUUAUACUUCAAAUUUAAGUGGUGUUUUAAAAAAUUCCCCAUUCAAGGAAGAAUAUGACCACAUCAUUGGCACCUCAGAGCAUGGACAAAUAGUUAAUUCUUCCGAGCUUACCUUACCUACUUUUAGGCACCUACUGAUUGCAUUUGGUGGACUUGCUGGUUUGGAAGAAAGCAUUGAAGAAGAUACAAACUUGAAGGGUAAACGUGCAGAUGAUGUAUUCACAUCUUAUUUCAAUACAUGCCCCAACCAAGGGAGCAGAACAAUAAGAACAGAGGAGGCACUUCUCAUUUCCCUUCAAUACUUCCAAGAUCCCAUUAGGCGAGCGGAACAGAAAUUGUAGAAGGGAAUACAGAAAACUGCAAAUCUAGCCAUGGCCAACAAGUUCCAGUUGUAAUAGUGGAGUUUUCUCACUGAGUAUCUUGACCCUUCAUGUAUGCGUUGGUGUCAUUGGAGCCAAGAGGUUGUGAGCCAUCGAGGACAUUUUGACACAACCAUUUCAGUUUAGAAAAUUUGAUGCGGAGCUGACUUCAGUGGAAGAGUGUUAGCUUGCCAUUUCAGUGUAUCCAAUUGUUGUCCACUGUAGUCUAUAUCGGUGUUUCAUACCUUUGACCCUGUACUAGAACGACACGGAGGAUCACUGUUAACACCAGAGCGUCAUGCAUGCUUUGAUAAA
Messenger RNA from Zea mays, 1487 nucleotides. RefSeq names its product RNA methyltransferase. Lineage: Eukaryota; Viridiplantae; Streptophyta; Magnoliopsida; Poales; Poaceae. The record is from RefSeq and is marked validated.